UUCUCCGGUGAGAGUUUGACCGGAGUCAUGUCUCAGUACUGUACAUGGUAGAGAGAGGAUACUGUCUGUUGUAACGUGGAUAAAUAAUGGUACGGUACGGACAUUUAUUCAUUAUGGUACUCGCUUCCGCUUUAUUGGGAAAUCUUGAACAGCCAGGCGUCACUGUCGGGAGCAGGAACAAAGUGUGCUAGACCUAGUCUAUUGCGGCAUUAACACGAGUGCUUAUUUCGCGGAAUAUUUCGUAAUUGUCUACUGUAUUACGGGCAAACACCAAAGGGAGUUGUUAGACGUAUUGAAAUGACAGAGCACAUGACUGUGGGAGAGGAGUAAAAGUUUUCUCUCGGACCCAGAGCACCUGACCCCCCCCCCCCUCCUCCCUCACAGCGCUCCCCACCGCCGGCAUGACCCUCGGCGCGGUGUCCGGAUCCGAGAGCUCGUCGGCGGUCAGCUUCUGCUCCUGCUGCGGGGCCAAGAUGGUGCCCUACUACAGCGACGACGCGGUGGUGUCAAAAAAUCAGAUCAACCAGCUGUAAGUUUAAAAGUAUCAGUGAGAGUUUCCUCACCGUAAAAGGUGCAGCCCUGUUCCUUCCCCGAGGAAAUAGUCCCACACCUAACUCUGCACCUCUCAUCAGCCAGCGCAGGAACAAGCACACAGAUGUAUUCAGAGAUCAGGUUGAAUGUAGGCCAAACUGAAAAAGACUCCAAUGUGAAUGGACUAGAAAUUUGCUACAGGGUGACCUCCAGAAACAUCUUCAGACCAUGUUCACUGUGCUACGGCCGGAGGAUACCAUCCGACUGGCUGUGCGUCUGGAGAGCGCCUUCCCUCAGGUAACCCGCUACAUGGUGGUGGUCUCCACCAAUGGUAGACAGGACACGGAGGAGAGCAUCGUGCUAGGCAUGGACUUUGUCUCCUCUGAUAGCUGCUGUUCCGUGGGUCUGGUUCUACCUCUGUGGAGUGACACUUUGAUCCACUUGGAUGGAGACGGUGGUUUCAGUGUGUCGACGGUGAACAGGGUUCAUGUUUUCAAGCCAGUUUCUGUACAGGCCAUGUGGUCAGCCCUCCAGUCGCUCCACAAAGCGUGCGAGGUGGCCCGCUGUCAUAACUACUACCCGGGCAGCCUGUUCCUGACCUGGGUCAGCUACUACCAGAGCAGGGUCGCCUCUAACCAGUUCUGCGUCAAUGAGUGGAACGCCAUGCAAGACGUUGAGUCGCACCGUGCCAAUUCACCCGUUCUCUUCACAGACUUGCCCACAGAGAGGGAGCGCACAGAAAGGCUGAUCAAGAUGCGCCUCAGAGAGAUCAUGAUGCAGAAAGACCUGGAGAACGUCACCUGUAAGGAGAUCCGAACAGAGCUGGAGAUGCAGAUGGUGUGUAACCUGAGGGAGUUCAAGGAGUUCAUAGACAACGAGAUGAUAGUCAUCCUGGGACAGAUGGACAGCCCCACUGAAAUCUUUGAACACGUCUAUCUGGGCUCUGAGUGGAAUGCCUCUAACCUGGAGGAGCUGCAGAACAGCGGAGUGCACUACAUCCUGAACGUGACCAGGGAGAUAGACAACUUCUUCCCCGGGAUGUUUGAGUACCACAACAUCAGAGUGUACGACGAAGAGGCCACCAACUUGCUGGAGUACUGGAACGAGACCUACAAGUUCAUCACCAAAGCCAAGAAAGCUGGUGCUAAGUGUCUGGUUCACUGUAAAAUGGGUGUGAGUCGUUCCGCCUCCACAGUGAUCGCCUACGCCAUGAAGGAGUACGGCUGGGACUUGGACACUGCCUUUGACUAUGUUAAAGAGAGACGGGCGGUCACCAAACCAAACCCUUCCUUCAUGAAACAGCUGGAGGAGUAUCAGGGAAUUCUGCUGGCCAGCAAACAAAGGCAUAAUAAGCUAUGGCGCUCACACUCUGACAGUGACCUAUCAGAUCGCCCAGAGUGGAUGUGUAAACCUCAGUCUCACUCUCUGGGCCGCUCCAACUCUCAGAACAACAAUACUUCCUCCCCCUCCUUACAUCACUUCCUGGGCGCGGCCGUGCUGCAAGCGCUUGGUGCUGAACCCAAAGACUCUGCCAAAUCAAACGCCACGCACACCUCUGACUCCCACACAGACUCCAACGGUGUGCGUGACUCACCAGGUCAGGAGGAGGUCAGAUCAGAUUGUGGAUACCCUCCCCUGCUUCCCCUCCCCAGACCCCGAGCAGCCACGGUAGUCCCAGAGGAAGGACUGGACAAUUCAUCGAGUGUGGCUGUCACUGUGCCUGUUGCUCUACCCCACCCUCCACCAUCACUCCACAUCGUACCCCCCACUCCUGAACUGCAGCGUGCUCACCGGUGUCCUCCCACACAUCUGUCCAUUUCAGUGCCCAAACACAAACCGGUGGAACUGUCCCUCAAUUUGCCUGAGCGAAGCAGCUCAGAAGAAAUCUCUCCUCUCACUCUGGGAUCCACUGACUCAGACGUAACAGACCAAUCAUUAUCUGAUUCAACGAGUGACAAACACAGCCCCCUCAGCCCUGCUAACAUCACUCCCCUCCCCCUGGUUCUUCCCCUUGCUGCUAGUGAUGACAACAACAACCCCAGCGAGUUACAGAUAGGCAGCGCCUUGGACGGCCGCAGCGAGGCCGAUGGGUCGUCCAUCCACAGCGCAGACAGCAUCGACUUCUUCAGCGCCAGGGAAAAGUUUCUGGGCCUUGCCCAGGAUGGAACGUCCCGGACACUUUCUGAGCAGGCACAACAAAGGACAACUCUGUCCCUCGAGGAAAACAGAGAAACUGAGGCUAAGGAUGAAGAGGAGCAGCGAAAUGGGACUAGUCAGGUGUCUCCACAGUCUGAAGACAGCGUGGACAAAGCCAGCCCUGACCGACCUCAUCACCCUUAUCAUGACAACGGAGUAUCAGUCCGCCAUAUUGUUACAGAGAUUGAAGCCAUAUGCCACCCUGCCUCCUGCCUCCCUACCCCAUCCUCCUCCUCUUCCUCUUCAUCGCUCCCUCCAUCCUCCCACAGUCCUCCGCUAAUCCGACCAGAACAUCUGAUGGAGGCAGAGGCUUCUGAAGUCACGUACGGCUCUCUAACUCCACCUUCCCGCCCGCAGUCUCCCUCCAUGCUGCCGUGCGAUUGGCCCGCAGGCUCGGUGCGGCGAGCCACAAAGCAGCUGGAGCAGAAGCUGAGGCAGGACAUGGAGAAGGCUGCGUCUCAGCGAUCCCCGGUGCACUCCCCCAGCGCUGAACACCCUCCUGUCAGACUGUCCCUGUGUCCCCUGAGCACUGAACAGCCUCCCCUUCGCUUCCCUCAGGACUGCACAGAACAAAGGAUCACUCAGGGAGAGAUCACGGCUGGAUCUGCUAAGUCUAAAGAUAGAGAAAAGCACAUAGGGUCACAAACAGAGCUCAACUCCUCAGGCACGGCCCACCUCCCAGACCCUUCAUGCUCCCCCAAAUCAAAUAUCAGCCAAGUCUCUGGUGCUAUUCCUAUCAUUGUGCCCACAUCCAUAGAUAGCCAUAUGCUGAGAUCACCACUAGCCUCUACUAGUCCGUUAGAAGACUUAUCUCUAGAUACCUCAGCCCAGUCCCAAAGACAGAGCCAGCUCCACAGCCAAAGCCAGCAACAUCUGACCCAGCCUCAGGGCUGUUCACACCAAAUGACUCUGGAUGGGGUGACAGUGCAGGAGUCAGACACAGAUGUGAGGCUGGAAUCCUGUCCCCAGGGCGAGCGGGGGGGCUGUGGUCCCGGCUGUGACGCCGAGAGCAGGCUGGCUCAUGGCAGCCAGGAGCUGGAGAGGAUUCAGCAGACACUAAGAGAGCUGCAGGCUUUCCUCCAUGAGGGCGCCUGCCUGGAGACGCCAGACAGCAAAGAUCAUGAACUGGGGCAGCCUCAGGGCCUGAGAGACACAGUUAUGGACACAGAGCCAGGACCUUGUAAAGGGGGAGGUUCUGAACAAACCCCUCCAGGCCUGGAAGUAGGGCAGCGGCUCCGAGAGAGACAAGAGGGGAAGAGUUUUCUGGAGCCAAUAGUGUGGCACAGGGCCAUGGAGCUCGAGGCUCGUAUCCGCCAGGCGGGCCUCACCCCUCCUUCUCUCAUGAAGAGGUCGGCCUCCUUAGCUAAACUGGACUGUCUGGAGCUCUCAGCCAAUGACCUCAGCGACUUAGAUCUGAGGCCACACACCAGGACGACAUCAUCGCACUCCCAGGACUCUUUCUCUUUGUCGACAUCUCACCCCGACGACACCUGGAAAAAGCAGAAGGUGUUGGCUCGAAGCGGUUGCGUUGAGAAGACAGGAAUGUCCCGUGGCGGCAGGGAUCUCGACGAGUUAUCGUCGUCCCCGUCCCUUGGCUUCUCCUCUGCCCCUCAUCGUUUUCCAAAAGAGGACCCAGGCGAGAGGGAGGAGCCAGAAGGCAGCGGGAGCGGCGCGGUCGCUACAACGCGUCAGCAGGGGAGGGGACACUCAUCGAGACGGUCUCACAAAGGCUCUGCUGAGAAAAAGCAGCGAGCUGUCACUGUGCUAUACAAUACCAUGUAACCUCAGUGCAAUGGACUGGAACGGACACGACUGGAGCUGUGCAGAUGUGCGCGAGCGGCUGCAUGACGUGUAUGAAUGUGUAGCAGGUAAACCGGAGAGCUUGUGUGACCUCCGAUGUAUGUUUAGUAUGUAAGAAUUAAAUGACGAACAUACGUUUGCAUGUAAACCACUGGAUGUGUUGUUUCAACUGGAGUUCAGGUUUGUAUGUACAGUAAUGGAAUAUGAAUGUCCAAAUUAAGACCGAACCAGUGAAUACUGUAUGCACUCCAUUAUGUCUGUUUCCAUUUUUUUAAGAAGCAUUUGUUUUCAGUGUUUGACUCUCUCUGCCUGAUCGCAGUUUCUAAAACUACGAGAGGGGCUUUUUCUCCAAAAAUGCACUUUACUGUUUUGAUGAUUUUCUUUUAUUUGAAAUCUGUUUCUUACCCCAGAGAUGAUUUUUUUUUUUUUGCACUGAUAUCAGUCGUCUCUGUAUGCGUGUUUUUGUUUUCAAAGUGGACAGACAUGUCUUUAUUUAGAUUUUUAAUUCAACCAGGAUAAAGCUGAUAUGUUGUUUUUUUAAUUAAAAGCUUUAGCAGUAAAUACAUGUGAUGAGUUUGUUUUGACUGCUGUGACUGUGUACAUUGUUUUGUGUUCAGGUGUGCUUCACCUCACACAUGGGUGCUUGUACCCAUUUAAAGAGAAGAAUCGAGGGUACUGAGCUACAGAUGCUGACAUUUUUACCAAAUGUAAAAUUCAACUUUACUGCCCCCUGCUGGCCAGGCAGAGAACUACAGUUUUAAACCUGUCUUGCAGCACGAGAGAAGGUGUGAAAGAAUGUGUAUAUGUGGAGAAAGUGUGUAGUUACAGGAGUAACCUUCUUGGAAGUAAAGAUGUAAAAUUACUGGAAGCUC
Messenger RNA from Sander lucioperca (pikeperch), 5399 nucleotides. It is a transcript of the gene ssh2a, whose product is annotated as slingshot protein phosphatase 2a. Gene Ontology annotation, molecular function: protein tyrosine/serine/threonine phosphatase activity; actin binding. The record is from RefSeq and is a predicted model, not a curated record. Gene Ontology annotation, cellular component: cytoplasm. The transcript has 15 exons. Lineage: Eukaryota; Metazoa; Chordata; Actinopteri; Perciformes; Percidae. The coding region runs from base 760 to 4509 and encodes 1249 amino acids. Gene Ontology annotation, biological process: protein dephosphorylation; actin cytoskeleton organization; negative regulation of actin filament polymerization.